Lactuca virosa is the source of this 1509-nucleotide messenger RNA. Lineage: Eukaryota; Viridiplantae; Streptophyta; Magnoliopsida; Asterales; Asteraceae. The record is from the annotation of a GenBank genome assembly.
CUUGGAUAGAUGGAUAGAUCACAAUCUUUCCAUCUCUAUGGGCAUGUGAAAGAAGCUCAAAGCCAACGGUGCAUGAUGAAAUGAUAUGGACUUCAAGUUUUCUAUCUUCCUCCAUUCUUUUUCUUCAAGACUAAUUACAGGUUUAACUUCAUUGGAGUUCAAUUACAAAAGUUGAAAUCUUUUCAUUCGGGGACUUUUCAUGGAUAGAUAUUGUGAAUUCUGUGUGAACUUAAGAUCCGUUGUUUACUGUAAGGCGGAUGCAGCCUAUCUUUGUCUUUCGUGUGAUACUAAAGUUCACUCAGCCAAUCCACUCUCAAACCGCCAUUAUCGGAACCUCAUUUGUGAGUCUUGCAGACGUCGCCCAAGCUAUGUCCGUUGUUAUGAUCAUCAGAAGUUCAUGUGUCGUGGUUGUGAUCUUAGCCAACACAAUGCUUCUUCUAAGCAUCGAAAAAGAGUUGUGAAAAGUUACGUUGGCUGCCCAUCUGCCAGAGAUUUAGGGGUAUUGUGGGAUUUCGACUUGAAUCCGUUUGUUGAUUGUAGUAGUCGCAUUCUUGACCAAAAAUUUGGUUUAGAGAGUAAUGAAUACACCAAGGCAAUUGAUGGUGGUAUACAAGGGUUCUCCGUUCUUGAACAACUUGUUGAUUUGCUAAAGGUUCAAACAUCCAACAUCGAUCAUAUUUCAUCCAUUAUGCAUUGCCAAGAACAUGAGAUGGAUGUUGAUCAGUUUUCGCAACCAUUCUUGGUUGAAGGGGGGCAUUCCAAUGAUCAUAAUAUAAGUCUUGAUCCAUGUUCAUCGCCAUUCACACAAUUGGACAGUUUAGAAUCUUCUGAAACCAACGAAACUACCCUCCAAGGAGACUCAAUUUGGCAAUGCAAAAGUUCAGUUUCAAGCAGCCAACUUUGGUCUCAAAAUAUGCAAGAUCUUGGUGUAUGUGAAGAACCAUCUUGCUUAGAUGACUUGAACAUACCUGAUAUCGAUCUCUCAUUCAGAAAUUUCGAAGAACUUUUCGGAAGUGAGAAAGAGCCCACAAGCGUUGAUCAGAACAAAUCAAUGGCCCACUUGAAUCUCACCGAGUCAUCUCCAAAGAAAGCACGUUACACUUCUCAAAUUAUGUCAUUCUCGUUUUCGAGACGCAGUGCUGAAAGCAGCGAUACAACAUGCAUAGACAGUAGUAUUUCGCCAUGUGGAUCAACCGAGCACCAUGUGCAUGAUAAAUCAAAAGGAAAGAAGAUCGGACAGCUGAAGGAUUCGGAACAAGACAAAUGUGGCUACAGAAAGGCUCGAUCAGACACACGAAAACGUUCAAAAUCCCAAAGUUGGACGUUAGAAAGCCAUGAAUCUACAACAAGAAGUUAUUGAAAUUAUAUAUAUUUUUUCGUUUAAUCCAAUGUUUGUUGUAGAUUAUAGUCAACUGAUACUCCAAGGAUGGCAACAAGUUCUUUUGUUAAAGAUGAUUCCUUUUUAUUUUGGUCCAUGAAAUGUAUAAAGCUUAUCAUUUAGUUGAACAU